Messenger RNA from Cyprinus carpio (common carp), 627 nucleotides. Its product is annotated as dystrophin-like. Bases 76 to 591 code for a protein of 171 amino acids. Lineage: Eukaryota; Metazoa; Chordata; Actinopteri; Cypriniformes; Cyprinidae. The transcript has 5 exons. Gene Ontology annotation, biological process: synaptic signaling. The record is from RefSeq and is a predicted model, not a curated record. Gene Ontology annotation, molecular function: zinc ion binding; protein binding. Gene Ontology annotation, cellular component: plasma membrane.
CAAGAGCUCAAGACGCGGCAGCAGGACAUCACUACAGUUUUGUCCAGGCUGGCGGGGUCCAGAGCGCUGCAGCAGAUGGAGUCCAGACUGAACACAGUCAGCGCUGAUAUCAGAGACAUCACCACAGCUGAACAGAGAGUCAUCAAAGCUCAGGCUCUUUGUGCUGAGAUAGAGCAGGAGGCGUCGAAGGCAGCAGAGCAGCAGGGCUGGACUGAGCUCUCCACGGCCGCCCAGGAUCAGCUCAGCAUGCUGCAGUGCAUUCUGGGUAGCAUGAAGGACACAAAGGUGAAGCAUGAGGAGGUGGAGCGCUGGCUGAAUGCUGCUGAUGAGCUGCUGUCUCGAGACGCCAGCAGCUUCAGCCAAGCUGACAAACUCCAGGAAGAAGUCAACCAGUGCAAGGAGCUGGUGAGUGAGAUGGAGAGUGUGGACUUGUCUCUGAAGCAGAUGAGGGAGAAUGUGACGGCCGUGCAGCAGAGCUCCAUACCGGGUCUGAUCAGCUGGGGGCAGACGGAGCUGGACGACAGUCAGAGACGCUGGGACACACUCAGUAAAGAGGUUCGAAAGAUAACUUCUAGUGGUGCUGAACACUGAAUGUCUUUAAUGGCCUUUAACAUCAAGUAGCUGCAC